Salvia miltiorrhiza (redroot sage) is the source of this 2373-nucleotide messenger RNA. Its product is annotated as serine/threonine-protein phosphatase 2A 65 kDa regulatory subunit A beta isoform. The record is from RefSeq and is a predicted model, not a curated record. Bases 352 to 2115 code for a protein of 587 amino acids. Gene Ontology annotation, biological process: protein dephosphorylation. The transcript is spliced from 13 exons. Gene Ontology annotation, cellular component: protein phosphatase type 2A complex; cytoplasm. Gene Ontology annotation, molecular function: protein phosphatase regulator activity; protein binding. Lineage: Eukaryota; Viridiplantae; Streptophyta; Magnoliopsida; Lamiales; Lamiaceae.
AUAAAAAUUUCUGAUUAACGACUUUUUAUUGAAUAAACAAAAGGAGAGGUUAUUUUAUCUUAGGGAGAAAAAAUUCAACCCCGCUUCACUGCCUCCUUGUUCAUUAAAGUAAAAAAGAAGCAUUUUUUAUCGCUCCCUCUUUUUGAUGGGCUCUGUAUUUGGGCAGCAUUUGUUCUUGUUGUAUUUUUACAUGAAAAACAUCGGUCUGAAAUCUCCAAUAGAAAAUUCAUAAAUAUCUCCCUCUCUCUCUACCCCCUCUGUUUCUCUCCCCCAAAACGCCUUUGAAUCUGAGGGAGCCGGCGGAACUUAUUGCCCCAGUGGUAGAUUGUCAUACCAUUAUUUUGUGCCACAAUGUCGAUGGUGGAUGAGCCACUGUAUCCAAUAGCAGUCCUGAUAGAUGAGUUAAAGAAUGAAGACAUUCAGUUACGGUUGAACUCCAUACGUAGACUAUCCACCAUUGCACGCGCGCUUGGGGAGGAGAGGACUAGAAAGGAGUUGAUUCCAUUUUUGAGUGAGAACAAUGAUGAUGAUGAUGAGGUGCUGCUUGCUAUGGCUGAAGAAUUGGGUGUCUUCAUUCCAUAUGUUGGAGGAGAGGAACAUGCUCACGUGCUGCUCCCUCCUCUAGAAACACUUUGUACUGUGGAGGAGACCUGUGUGAGGGACAAAGCUGUAGAGUCCUUGUGUAGGAUUGGAUCACAAAUGAGGGAGAGUGAUUUGGUUGACUCGUUUAUUCCUCUUGUGAAGAGACUGGCAGCAGGCGAGUGGUUCACAGCCCGUGUCUCUGCUUGUGGCUUAUUUCAUAUUGCAUAUCCAAGUGCCCCAGAUAUGCUAAAGACAGAAUUAAGGUCCAUGUACAGCCAAUUGUGUCAAGAUGAUAUGCCUAUGGUGAGAAGAGCGGCUGCAACAAAUUUGGGAAAGUUUGCUGCCACGGUGGAAGCUGCUCAUCUCAAGACUGAUAUAAUGUCUAUGUUUGAGGACCUUACACAGGAUGAUCAAGAUUCCGUUCGCUUACUAGCUGUUGAGGGCUGCGCUGCUCUUGGCAAGUUGUUGGAGCCUCAGGAUUGUGUUGCCCAUAUUCUCCCUGUGAUUGUCAACUUCUCACAGGAUAAGUCUUGGCGUGUUCGUUACAUGGUUGCCAAUCAAUUGUAUGAGCUUUGUGAGGCCGUGGGGCCUGAACCUACUAGGACGGAUUUAGUUCCUGCAUAUGUGCGCCUGCUUCGAGAUAAUGAAGCAGAAGUGCGAAUUGCAGCUGCUGGAAAAGUUACAAAGUUCUGUAGGAUUCUUGAUCCGGAACUUGCUAUCCAGCAUAUUCUUCCCUGCGUAAAGGAAUUGUCAUCAGAUUCUUCGCAACACGUAAGGUCUGCUUUGGCAUCUGUCAUUAUGGGAAUGGCUCCUGUAUUAGGAAAGGAUGCAACAAUCGAACAACUUCUUCCCAUAUUUCUCUCCCUCUUGAAAGACGAAUUCCCUGAUGUUCGCCUCAAUAUCAUUAGCAAGUUGGAUCAAGUCAAUCAGGUUAUAGGAAUCGAUCUACUCUCCCAAUCUUUACUACCAGCUAUUGUCGAGCUGGCAGAAGAUAGACAUUGGAGAGUCAGGCUUGCCAUCAUAGAAUAUAUACCUCUGUUGGCUAGUCAGUUGGGUGUUGGAUUUUUCGACGACAAGCUCGGUGCCCUUUGCAUGCAGUGGCUGCAGGACAAGGUUUACUCAAUUCGAGAUGCUGCUGCUAAUAAUUUGAAGCGUUUGGCAGAGGAAUUCGGUCCAGAAUGGGCAAUGCAGCAUAUAGUUCCUCAGGUGUUGGAUAUGGUGACCAACCCACACUAUUUGUACCGUAUGACCGUGCUUCAGGCAAUCUCACUACUUGCUCCAGUCAUGGGUUCCGACAUAACAUGCUCUAAAUUAUUGCCCGUCAUUGUUAACGCGACCAAGGACAGGGUGCCCAACAUCAAAUUCAAUGUGGCCAAGGUGUUGCAGUCGAUGAUCCCCAUCGUUGAUCAAUCAGUGGUGGAGAAGACGAUUCGUCCCAGUUUGGUCGAGCUCUCGGAGGACCCCGACGUCGAUGUUCGUUUUUUCGCGAAUCAAGCACUCCAGUCGAUCGAUCAUGUGAUGAUGUCUAGCUAGAAAGCGGCGGUGAUCGUUUCUAGUCGUAUUUGAUAGCCAUUGUUGUUUCUGGACCUAAUAACAUACAAAUCAUUUGUAUUUUGUUUCAUGAUUUUGUUUUUUCCUUUAAUUGAGAUAUGCAGUUCAUAGUGUUUUAUAGGAUAGUGAUUUUCUUUGUCUGUAAGCUAAGCUUAAACAGUCGUAAACUAGAUACUCAACUCUCAUGUCUUAUUUUUUGGCCUAUUGUGUCCAAUUGUAUGUCGUAAGUUGUUUUAUCAA